GCUCGCGAGAUAGAACGCAUGUCCGUUGUGUUAUAAAACCGGUGUUGCGCGGGAGUUGAUACGUUUUUGUUUUUACUAAAUUUUGACAGUGACAGUUGCAGUGCAUCUCCAGUGUAUGAAAUCUGAGGACUGAAAGCGAAACUUAAACAUCUACGUGCGCAGAUAAUCGGAGAGAGCAUGCUGACUAGACUGCUGACGAUAGCACUGGUGGCAGCGAGCUGGCGCACCAGCGACGCUUGUUCGUGCUCGCUUGAACAUCCACAGACACACUUUUGUAACAGUGACUUUGUAAUUGUUGGACGAGUUCAAAGACUGUUUAGAGGCAAAGAUUUCUACGACGCUUACAAAGUGAAAAUCCGAAGCGUUUUUAAGGCAACUCCAAAGGCGGCUUUAGCUUUAAAAUCGGGCCGAAUUUUGACGCCUUCACAGGAUUCAUUAUGCGGUGUUAGCCUCCAGCCUCGAGAGACCUAUGUCAUUACGGGUCGCGUGAUGCACCUGCAAGCACACGUCCAGCUGUGUAGCUACAUCAACAAAUGGCGGGAGGUGACGCCCCGACAGAGGAAAGGCUUCCGUGUUUUGUAUAGACAGGGAUGCACGUGCAAGGUGCAUAUAAACCGACGCAGUACGAAGUCUCCAAACACAUGUGUGGCUGGCUACGACGAGUGCUACGAACGACAUGGCAUCUGCUUACACGAUAGGGACAGGCGGUGCAGGUGGACUAGAGCCCCAGCCCUAACCAGGUGUCUACAGAAGCAAUAUUACAACAAUAACAGCACUAUGACUUGAGUCCCGAAACGAAUUACUAAAAUAAUUAAAAGGAGGAAUGGUCAUUUUGUACCCUAUGGCUAGGUAACAAUACAAAUUGUAAUGAUAUAAUAUAUUUAAAAAGAUCGACGCUAUGGCAGCCGUCAAAGAUUCAAACUCUUGUUUCUUUAGAUGGGAAAUAACAUCAUUACUGUGCUUCAUGCUUGUACCAACAAUUAUAUUCCUUAAUAUCUUAACUCCGUUCGCGUCGCUCAUGAUUGGCCAUACAUAUUUGGGUCGCAGGUGACCAUUUUUCUUAAACUCCUGAUCCGUUACCGUUGAGUUACUAAUGUAGAAGCUUUAACUUCAGUUUUGUCUCAAAUUUUCUAAAUUAUUUUUGCUUGUAUAUUGGCGUAGGCAGCACGGGCUAUGAUUUAAUGGUGUUUUUUUUUACUGAAAGUACCAAUUGUUAUAGCCUUCUAGUUGUUUUGUCUUUAACGGACAUUGUGUAUUAUUUAUUUUAAGUUAACUAUGAUUAAGUGAAAGUAUUGUAAAUUAACAAAUAGGUUUAAGAAUAAAGAGUUAAGCGAA
This is a messenger RNA of Pieris brassicae (large cabbage white), 1335 nucleotides long. RefSeq names its product tissue inhibitor of metalloproteinase (gene Timp). The record is from RefSeq and is a predicted model, not a curated record. Gene Ontology annotation, biological process: negative regulation of membrane protein ectodomain proteolysis; negative regulation of endopeptidase activity. Bases 178 to 786 code for a protein of 202 amino acids. Gene Ontology annotation, cellular component: extracellular matrix. NCBI's taxonomy places the organism in Eukaryota, Metazoa, Arthropoda, Insecta, Lepidoptera, Pieridae. Gene Ontology annotation, molecular function: protease binding; metalloendopeptidase inhibitor activity. The transcript has 7 exons.